GGAUGGAUGGAUGGUCAUUAAUUUAAAGAUAAUGUUAUGCCUGUUUUCCAACCAGUGUUUCUAAAAGUAUCUCUUCUUUACUUUUCUCAUAAUAAAUAACCCGAGUGGAGUUAUUUUCCUAGAAUAAAAUGCAUGUUGUUGUGUCCCCCUGGAUGGUCUCUUCCUCCAGGCAGCUGCUGCAGCAUCGGUGGAGCAACUUCUUUAAGUAAAACCGAGUCCCUGAUGCAAAGCAGCUGAAUGAACUAUUCAGGUUAAUCAAUUAUUAUGGGUUGGGUGAACUUAAAAUCAUCAUGGUAUUAAAAAUGAAAAGACUGUGUAAAGCAUCACCUGUAAUUUAAGGAGAUAUCAUCACAUCAAGUUUAAUUACAACAUGCUCAGAUUUGCUCUAGAACAUAAUUAUUUGGAGGUAAUACGUUUGUAUAUUUCAUUUUAGAAAAGCCAACUAGUUGGUUUUUAUAGUGUAUAAGUUGGCAUAAGGGAGCUGCCCAGUAAAACCAGUGACCAGCAGCUCUGGGUCAGCUGUUUUUUUUUUUUUUUUUUUUUUUGUUUUGUUUUUUUAUGUGGUUGAUGGGAGCCCUUGCGUAUGCCCAGCCAGCAGGUGGCAGUACCGUCCGUCCGCGUCCAGCGUGUCGCUUUACUGUCGGCGGUGAAGCAGAAGAAGGCAGCAGCCAGCGGAGACAGCUGUGGGAGGCUGGUUGGGACAUCUGAUCUGCUCAUAAUUCAGUUCCAGUCACAGCAAACAGGGACGAUGUCCAGCAGGAGGAGAGUGGUAGUGACAGGGUUUGAGCCCUUUGGAGAGCAUACGGUGAACUCCAGCUGGGUGGCUGCUCAGGAACUGGAGCGAGUAGGUCUGGGUGAAGCUGUAGAUCUUUAUGUGUGUGAGGUGCCAGUUGAAUACCAGGCCGUCCAGAAACUUUUGCCAUCCCUGUGGAAAGAGCACCAGCCUGAGCUAGUUGUCCAUGUUGGUGUUUCUGGGUUAGCCACCACAGUCACUCUGGAGCAGUGUGGACAUAACAAGGGCUACAAACGUCUGGACAACUCCAGCUUCUGUCCAGCUUCUCAGUGCUGCAUGGAGGACGGCCCAGACUGCAUCAAAUCAGUCCUAGACAUGGACGCAGUCUGCAGAAGGGUUAAUGACUCCAACAUUGGGAUCGCUGUGUCCGUAUCUAAGGAUGCUGGAAGGUAUCUCUGUGAUUACACCUACUACACGUCUCUAUACCUGGGGCAGGGUCGCUCCGCCUUCAUCCACGUGCCCCCGUUAGGGCAACCCUACAGCAGCCAGGACCUCGGCAGAGGCCUUCAAGCUGUCGUACAGGAGAUGCUGAAGCUGCUGGAGGACAACAAGGACAAUGAGCCUUGCAAUCAUGCCCAUCAACACUAAUGACUGACUACUCUCCAAGUCUAGUAACCAAAACUGAGCCACUGUCUUAUGGUCUAAUCCACAUAACAUCUGAGGCUAGGAACUUCAGUUUGAUUUGUGAUGUGACUCAUCCGACCAACUGUGAAGGCCAUGGUGACUUACUGCAGAGGGUUAACUCCUAAUUUCCUGACACAGUUUUUUUAAUGACCUCUUUGAAAUGUGACUGGUGCUUUACAGAAGCUGGAGACUGAUUUGUGUUGUUCACGUUAAUCCCCUGACAGCAGCAUCUGUUUAACGUCUUAUGUGGGAAGUGUGACUUUUUAUGUAUGAUGUGCCGGUGAGUGUUAAAGUCCGUCUCUAAUUUUCCACUGAACAGCAACAUUUACAGUUACUGAUGUGCCAUGCCCGGUAAAAAGGGGUUUCGUGAGAGUUGGAUAACUAUAUGAGCUUUAUAUGUGGCACAAUGUAAACACCUAACAACAUGUUUCUAGACGAACUUCCUUUUCAGCUACUUGUGAUUCCAUCCUAUAAUCCUAAAUUACGCCAUCAUCACCUUGCGUUGCUUGUAUUUGCACUGGAGAAAUGUAACAUUCUUUAAAUAUGAGAAUAUGGGGGAAAUUUUUAAGUUUCUUUAUCUCAGGAAACAUUGCAUAUGCAAUCAGUAUGAAGUAAUCUGAAUAUUUUGAUUUGUGUUUAAUGUGUAGGUUAGCAGUAUGUAUGAUUACAGA
This is a messenger RNA of Melanotaenia boesemani (Boeseman's rainbowfish), 2088 nucleotides long. RefSeq names its product pyroglutamyl-peptidase 1-like. The record is from RefSeq and is a predicted model, not a curated record. Lineage: Eukaryota; Metazoa; Chordata; Actinopteri; Atheriniformes; Melanotaeniidae. The transcript is spliced from 5 exons. Gene Ontology annotation, biological process: proteolysis. Bases 584 to 1381 code for a protein of 265 amino acids. Gene Ontology annotation, molecular function: pyroglutamyl-peptidase activity. Gene Ontology annotation, cellular component: cytosol.